Molecule: messenger RNA, 2501 nt
Organism: Pomacea canaliculata
Lineage: Eukaryota; Metazoa; Mollusca; Gastropoda; Architaenioglossa; Ampullariidae
Exons: 7
Coding region: 123-821 (232 amino acids)
Source: RefSeq, a predicted model, not a curated record
AACACAAGGCUUGGGCCUGUUUUUAUAGUUAAAAUGUGAGGCGAGUAAUAACAGCCUAGGCCUGAAUUCAACGGUCAACUGCGCCAUUCCAAACGUCCGGGCCUGGCACUGCGAGACGCUUCAUGUUGAUGAGAAGGAUUGAAAUAUCAAUGGCUUCCAGUCAAAGACUAGGUUCAUUAUACACAGGCCUCUUCCUUUUCCUUCUGUCGGUCUGUCGUUUGACUGCCCAAGUAUCCAGUGCCACUAAUUGCGAGGACAGCAGCUCCCAAGCUGUCCAUUCGCUCCUCUGUACCUUGCCUAUAAACGUCAACAUCACACGUAAAGAGUUUACGGUCUCCUUCGUUCCGGACGAUGGUGCUGAAGUGUCCUUGGUGGACUGCAGAUGGCCUGGAGAUGGGUUUUAUUGCUUCAAGUGGAAAGGUGUGGACUGUGUGCAGCCGGUGUCAGACCGGGUCAACAUCACUGUACCUGGAAGUGUUGCCUGCAAGACAGGACAAUACAGAGUCAAAAUAUUUGACACCAGCCAUCUGGGCAAGGCAACCUGUCGUCCCGCCAACCAGCUUGAUGGACAUGUGGAUCUUGUAACGCAAGCCAAAAACGAAGAUCUGACACCACCUAUAGAUGAAGACACAGACUCAACAGUCAUGAUAGUUGGCGUAUCGGUAGCAGCUGCAGUUGUGAUGAUUCUGCUUGUUAUUGCAGUUGUUUUGUACAUCAAGAGAAAAGAGUUUCAAGAUUGGCUAAAGCGAAAGGCUUCAGAUAAACGACCGAAAGUAGCAGAUUACCAGCCUACUCUUUCAGGCGACCCCGCGCGUGUGUGAGGUCCGCUACGUCUGUCGGCGAUGACGUGUUCCUGGUGGCGACACUUCGGUUCACCUCUACACUGACAGGUGUUCAAAUCACCUCUACACUGGCAGGUCUUCAGUUCACAUCUACACUGGCAGGUCUUCAGCUCACCUCUACACUGUCAGGUCUUCGGUUCACAUCUACACUGACAAGUCUUCAGUUCACCUCUACACUGUCAUGUCCUCUGUCCUCUACACUAUAUCAAUGCUAUGUCUGGUUGAACUUAAUACAUUCAACAGGUGCCUGUUAAAGGGACUUACUGACAUAUUGAUGUGGCUACUAGCUAAAACCAAUCAACUGACUGUAAAUUUAAAUGUUUUGCGCGACAUGUGCUUCGGUCAUACAGCAAUUCUAACUUCGCUAUGCGUUCAUCUGUUAGACAAUGUUUUUACCCUUGGUUUUUUGUGGCUUAUGAAACCAGCGUAAAAUUUGCAUUAAAAUAAUAUACUAUUAAUCUAAUCCAUUCAUUAAUCCAUCCGUACACACUUACACUUAUGCCGAAUAAUAACAAUAAUAAUAUCAUCACAUUAUGACUGCUAAUAUCUGUUAAAUAUUCGGAUAUUUUUGAAAGAGCUGGUUGUAUCACUUGAACUUGCAACAUUUGUUCUUUGUGUGUUUUCCCUGGAAGAUGUCAACAAACGUGAAGAACUGGUUUGCUAGAUUCUCAUCUGUAUUUCAGCUCUUGCAUGUCUUUAAAAGUUCAAAAGGUUACAACUAAAGACUCUAGAAUUACACAAAACAUCGGUGUACACCCCCAACCCCCACCACCACCAAGUUCAACGUUUCAGCGAGGACAUGUGACAGGCGUGUGACACAUGUAUGACACGUGUGUGACACCUGUGUGACGUUUGUCAGCGGUGACGUGCUUUCCUGGCGGCGACGCUUCGGUUCACCUCCAGCUGACAUCUGCCCACCCGGAACUGGACUUGCUGCCUUCUGUGACUUGUGGUCUGGAGAGGUUGGGACACGUGGGUUCCUCCAACACAGCUCCAGUUGACUGUCAUGCUGAUCAUUGUUGAGUUAUUCUGUCGAGCGACAUGUCAGUCAGUAGUCUGUCAGUGUGUUCAAUGUAGCUUGAGAAUGUCAGAAGUAGGUUUCAAUACAUUUUUCUCAGUUAGAAAAAUCAAGACAAUAAAUUCAGACUUUUGUGAAGGAUAUAUAUAUAUAGAUCAUCACGGAUUUUAAACAACGAGCUUGACAAAAUUAUUGUGAACAAAAUUUAUUCAAUUUACUUUUAAUUACGUUUUACACACGUCACUGUAGUGUGUAACCAAAUUUUUUUGGAGUUUGGAUAAAAAUACUUGAUAAAAGAUUAAUUUUCUCAAUACUUAUACUCUACACUUCAUAUCACGUGACCUUUUGUGAAGACAGAUUUGUUUCAGAAGAAAUUAUCAGUGAUGAUCUAUAGAACAACUAUUGCAUAAUAAUAAAACAAUAAAACUGUUCCAGCAUGUAACUAAUACUUUGAUUAGCUGUUACUUAUCAUUGAUGAUUUGAAUCAUUUGUUUUGUUUUAUGGGAGUGUUGCUCGAUAAUGUCUGCACAUCCUGUACUUCCAUGUGAUUUGUAUGUUGCGCAAAGCUUGAUUUACACUUUGUUUUAUUAAAUAGAUUUUCAAUGCAGUAAAUAAAAUUUUUAAUACGCUUUUGAAACUUU